Solanum dulcamara is the source of this 1580-nucleotide messenger RNA. RefSeq lists its product as uncharacterized. Lineage: Eukaryota; Viridiplantae; Streptophyta; Magnoliopsida; Solanales; Solanaceae. The record is from RefSeq and is a predicted model, not a curated record. Bases 226 to 1413 code for a protein of 395 amino acids. The transcript has 4 exons.
UACUCCUCUGCAAGUCUUUUUUUUGUUUUUUGUUUUUUCGUGAUGUGUGUUUCUGCAACCAAACCAAAAUCACUAUAAGAAAAUUCCACCAUUUUUUUUUAUCAUUAGCUCCAUUUUUUCCACCAUGUCUAAUCCCUCUUGAAUCUUUUCCCCUUCAAGAAAUCAGCUCAUUUUUCAUGUAUUGAAAGAAUCCUUUGUAAGCAGCAGAAGGAAUCAACAAUAUAAAUGUCAAAGAUAAUGGAAAUUCCACCUGGGUUUACAAAACCUUUGUGCAAAAGAAUUUGUAUUAAUGAUACAUACAUGCAAGAUGAUAAGAGCAAAACUGGCUCUGUUAAUGAACUUUCUGGUAAAAUGUGCAGUUUAAGAGAAAGAGUCCCCCCAAAUCCCUUUAUUCCCGUCCAUUUCCGGCUCCGUCCACGUGUCCCCCCGGGUAGCCCUCCCAAACAGAGAUCAGAUGUGACAGCUUCGCAACCUUCACGCCGCGGACCUGGUCGCCCUCAGAAACAGAAAUCAGAUGAAAUUUCAGCCUCACAACCUUCACGGCGUCGCCCAGGUCGCCCUCGGAAAAAGAUAUCAAAUGCUCCAGCAGUUUCACCUCCUGCACCACCAUCGGGGUUGACCGAAGAAGUUCCAGUACAAAUUUCUGCGACUGCAGGUGCUCCAGAGCUAGUUGCCCCACCUCCCGGGCCGUCUUUGGGAUCAAGCAGUCAUAGUCCUUUGGAAGUUCCCUAUAAUAGUGAGGAGGAACAAAGUGAAACAAAGUUAAAUCUAAAUCCUUUAUUAAGACUGAAGAAACCCCCAAGGACAAAUUGUACACCCGAGAUGCUUGAUGAAGAACUGAAGAAAGUGAUUCUUAAAGUUGAGUAUUUAUUGGUGCAAAAGUUGCUUACUUCUGAGAACGACGACGUAGAUUGCAUGGUUCAUCAGGCCAAUACUACCUUUACAUAUUUGAAAGGAUUUGGUGUUGAUUAUGGCUCUUUUUACAGAGAUGUCACUGAAUACAUUGAACAUCGCUACAAUUUACAUGAUGCAGAGAGACAAGAAACCUCGUUGUCUUUCUCAGUGUGGGGGGGAAAUUAUUUAAACGCUAUGCGAAAUGUAAAUGAUGUUGAUGAGGUUAUCGUUCGUACUCAUGGAGAACAUGAGAAGGUCAAAGAGAAAAUGGGAUCUUUGAAGAGGCAAAUAGAAGUUCUGAAUCAAGAGUUAGCACAUUUCGAACAUGAAGAUGAGCGUCUGAGACGUGAUAUGAUAAAAUAUAAAGAAGCACGUGAAGUUGCAGAAGCCAAGAGAAAAGAAAUUAACACACAGUUGGAGGCAGCUCAAGCAAAGCUAAGGGAAAUCAAGCAACGCAAGAAUGCAGCUCUCGUAGGGAUUGAAUCCACCACCCGACGCCUAGAGUCUACAUAUCGUUGAUGAUCUUGGUUAGUUGUAUUUUGUAUGCUCAUUGAACAAACUCCCCUUCUAGAUGAACUGAAAGUCCUCAUGACUAUCUUGAAUUGUUUUGGUUUUCACCUUUUCUGGCAGCUAACAGGUUGUUUCUUCGUUUAGUUAUCUAUGUGUAAUAGAUUUUAACUUGUGGA